AUGGCUGAAUACGAGUCAGGGAAUCUGUUCGACGAUCCCGAAGGGUACUACCCUGAAGAUGCACCUCCGACAUUCGCCGAGCACCACAUGCUCUCAGGGCAGACUGUGCGCGUGCGUCUAGUUGGCAGCCAUCCCCUCUAUGGAAAUUUGCUCUGGAACGCCGGUCGAACCAGCUCUCAUUACAUUGAAGAGCACACCGAGGAAUUGAUCCGCAACAAGGAUGUCCUCGAGAUCGGUGCGGCGGCAGGCGUCCCCAGCAUCGUGAGUGCCAUUCAGGGUGCCCGCACCGUGGUCCUGACCGACUACCCCGAUCCCGACCUCGUGGACAACAUGCAAUACAAUGCCGAUCUAUCGAAGAGCGCAAUUCCUCCACGAUCAGACGGGAAGCCUCGUCUCCACGUCGAUGGCUACAAGUGGGGUAGCGAUGUGAACAAGCUGCGGGCAUACCUUCCACUUGCAGCCGAUGGCACUCCUUCUAUGUUCGACAUCCUGAUCAUGGCGGAUGUGGUCUAUAGCCAUCGCGAGCAUCCGAACUUGGUCAAGACCAUGCAGCAGACUAUGAAAAAAGAUCCCAAGUCUGUAGCCCUGGUCAUUUUCACGCCUUAUCAGCCUUGGCUGUUGCCCAAGACCGAGCAGUUCUUCCCGCUGGCGGAGGCGAGCGGCUUCACGGUCACAAAGAUCUUUGAAAAGGUCAUGGACGAUGUGUUGUUUGAAGACGACCCUGGUGAUGAAAAACUUCGCCGGACUGUUUUUGGAUAUCAGAUCCGAUGGGCUCAGGACCAGUUGGAAGAAUCUAAAGACUAA
Messenger RNA from Penicillium antarcticum, 804 nucleotides. RefSeq names its product putative nicotinamide N-methyltransferase Nnt1 (gene efm7). Gene Ontology annotation, biological process: peptidyl-lysine dimethylation. Gene Ontology annotation, molecular function: protein-lysine N-methyltransferase activity. Bases 1 to 804 code for a protein of 267 amino acids. Lineage: Eukaryota; Fungi; Ascomycota; Eurotiomycetes; Eurotiales; Aspergillaceae. The transcript has 3 exons. The record is from RefSeq and is a predicted model, not a curated record.